UUAUUUUGUUUAAUUAUUAGUUUUUUAAAUGCAUAUUAAAUUUAAUACCUAUUGGUGGAGAGGGGGACAUGUGAAAAUAUUGUAACAACAAAAGUAGUACAUAGCACAAACAAAAAAAAUGCAAAAGUGGGCCUAUUGCUAAAAUAGGCUGUUCUGAAAAUAUUCCAAGGGUGAUAAACUUGUGUAAAGUUUUCACCUGUACAGUUUUUACAUCUAAUGAUUUUUUAAAUUAGUGGAGAGGGGCCCUGUUGUGAAAAUAUUUCAAGUGUGAUAAACUUGUGGAAAGUUUUCACCUGUAGAUGUUACAUCUAAUGAUAAUUUUUUUUAAAUUACAAAUUGGAAGAUAGUCUACUGUGAAAAUAUUCAAAGUGUGAUAAACUUGUGUAAAGUUUACACCUGUAGAUAUUACUUAUAAUUAUAAUUUUUUAUUUAUAAAUUAGCAGAGCCAUUGUGAAAACAGGCCAAGUGUGAUCAACUUUUCUGAUCGAUAUUACAUCAAAUCCCAGUCACAAUAAAAAUAUCAUGAAAGGAAUUGGUCCUCAACAAGAGCCCUGGAGUGGCAGAAAUCAGUGAGAUGUUUCAAGUCCCAUUUUGACAAUUUGAUAUCUUCCACUAAAGUCAGAUAUUCAUUGCAGAAGUGUUCCAUGGACCUCAUGUUGAUGAAGUUUUUAGAGUAAGCAGUUGAUGACCUAUUUUAUCAAAAUCCUUGGAAAAAUCAAGGUAGACUGCGUCCACUUGGUGUCCUGUUCCAAUUGCCUUAACUAUGUAACCUUGAAUAAGUAGAUGAUUUGUUGUAGUUCAUCUGCAAGGAUUUUUUUUGCCAUGUUUUUGGGGUACUUCUUAGAAGUAUAUAUUUUUUUUAAUUUUUGCAUUAACUUGUAACGCCUGAACGCAAAUAACUGUAAUAAACUUGUGUAGGUUUCUGUUUCUAACCAUCUAACAAUAGAUUUUCAAAUAUGUAGAUGGGAGAGAAGGUUAAUCGCAAAAAUAUCUACUUGCGUUAAGGUUUUGUACACUGUAAUUCACAUAAUAAUAGAUUUGCAAUUUUAUUUUUAAAUGUAUGUUACAUACAAUAAUUACUGUAUGAGUAGUGCAAAGCAGCACAUAAUAAAAAUAAAUAACUAAAAUUCAAAAGUGGUUCUAUUGUGAAAAUUUGUCAAGCGCAAUAAACUUGUGUAAAGUUUUCACCCGCACAAGACAUUAUAUAUGAUGAUAAUUUUUAUUUAUAAAUUUGCAUGGUUGUGCUUAUUGAGGAAAUGUGCCAAUUGCAAUAAGCUUGUGAAAAUUUUAUAAAUUUUUGUGUAUUUUUGUAAUAUUAUGAUGUUAAAUCUAAUGAUAAUUUUUUUUAAAAUGCAAAUUUGCAGAAGGGAGCUAGUGAAAAAAUGCCAAGUGAGAUAAACUUGUGUAAAAUUUUCUGUAAGAUACUACAUCUAAUGACUUUUUAUUUACUCAAAAAUUUGUGGGGUCUGUUGUGAAAAUAUUCAGUGUGAUGAACUUGUGUAAAGUUUUCACCUGUACAGAUAUUACAUCUAAUGAUUUUUUAUUUAUUUAUAAAUUUGCGGAGAGGCGGUCAGUUGUGAAAAUAUUCCAAGUGUGAUAAAUUUGUGUAAAUAUUUCACUUGUACAGAUAUUACAUCUAAUGAUUUUUUAUUUAUUCAUAAAUUUGCGGAGGGAGGCCUGUUGUGAAAAUAUUCCAAGUGCGAUAAACUUGUGUAAAGUUUUCACCCGCACAAGACAUUACAUAUGAUGAUAAUUUUUAUUUAUAAAUUUGCAUGGUUGGGCCUAUUGAGGAAAUGUGCCAAGUGCGAUAAGCUUGUGUAAAUUUUAUAAAUUUUUGUGUAUUUUUUGUAAUGUUCUGAUGUUAAAUCUAAUUUUUUUUUUUUUAAUGCAAAUUUGCAGAAGGGAGCUUGUGAAAAAAUGCCAAGUGCGAUAAAUUUGUGUAAAAUUUUCUGUAAGAAUAUUUGUGGGGGUCUGUUGUGAAAAUAUUCAGUGUGAUAAACUUGUGUAAAGUUUUCACCUGUUCAGACAUUACAUCUAAUGAUUUUUUAUAUAUUCAUAAAUUUGCGGAGGGGGGCCUGUUGUGAAAAUUUUCCAUGUGCGAUAAACUUGUGUAAAGUUUUCACCUGUACAGACAUUACAUCUAAUGAUUUUUUUAUUUAUUUAUAAAUUUGUGGAGGGGGGUCUGUUGUGAAAAUAUUCAAAGUGUGAUAAACUUGUGUAAAGUUUUCACCUGUAGAUGUUACAUCUGACUACAAUUUCAGUCGUAAUUUUGCAGUGGGGGCAGUACACCUGCACUUAGAUCUGUCACAGUUGUCACAUCCAACAGUAUUUGCAUAAAAAUAAUUUUUUACAGGUUAAAAAUUACCGGAUAAUUUUUUUUUCUGGAGGCAGUGAAGGUUUUCUCAGUGCUAGAAGUGUUUGUGAAGGUUGAACCAGAACACUCGUUAUGUCAUUGCCGAAAGGAUGGGAUGACUGGGCAGUGCCAAAAUGUACAGAAGUAGAUUUUACAGAUAAGGAAAAUCAAAUGGGGACACAAAAUGCAGGAUGCUCUGGCGCAAAUCAGGAACCAAGUUCACCUGUAUCUUCAACAUUCGAUUGCCUCAAUAAAAUAUGUACGGCGAGGAACGUCACACAGUCUGAAGAGGCCUGUGAGAUUGGGGAAAAGCGCAUCCUCAGGCCGAGGCGGAGCAUGCUGAUCCCAUCACCGACGUACAAUUGCCGUUCGUGCUCAGCCAAGUACAAACGCUGGGAGUCGUACUACAUUCACGUCAAGUUCAAGUGUCUCAAGAACAUUUACAGGACGAGGCGAUUCGCCUGCCCUUUUUGCGAGUCGUACUCAUCCAAUGUGAGGUCCUCCCUCGCAAAGCACAUUGUCUAUGAACACGUCGACAAACCCGAUCUGUCGGUGCGUCAUCUUGAUUCACUAGUCCGUCACAUAGUAAUAACCUUUUUCUUCUCUCUAUACAGGAAGAAGCUUUGUACGACUGAGAGUUCUGUUCGAUGAUUUAUUCUGUAUUUUUGACAUGUAUAAAUAAAA
This is a messenger RNA of Cimex lectularius (bed bug), 3037 nucleotides long. RefSeq lists its product as uncharacterized. NCBI's taxonomy places the organism in Eukaryota, Metazoa, Arthropoda, Insecta, Hemiptera, Cimicidae. The transcript is spliced from 4 exons. Bases 2447 to 3004 code for a protein of 185 amino acids. The record is from RefSeq and is a predicted model, not a curated record.